Epithele typhae is the source of this 1518-nucleotide messenger RNA. RefSeq names its product UTP-glucose-1-phosphate uridylyltransferase. Gene Ontology annotation, molecular function: UTP:glucose-1-phosphate uridylyltransferase activity. The record is from RefSeq and is a predicted model, not a curated record. Bases 1 to 1518 code for a protein of 505 amino acids. The transcript has 9 exons. Gene Ontology annotation, biological process: glycogen metabolic process; UDP-alpha-D-glucose metabolic process. Gene Ontology annotation, cellular component: cytoplasm. NCBI's taxonomy places the organism in Eukaryota, Fungi, Basidiomycota, Agaricomycetes, Polyporales, Epitheliaceae.
AUGGCCUCCGACUCCCUCAUGCCCAAGAGCGACUCCUUCACCAGCGCCCGCGUCCGCGGUGCGUCUCACAUCGACUUCAAGACCUCCACCACCGGCGUCGCCGCCAAGGCCAUGCGCAACGAGCUCAGCGCGCUCGUCAACACCGUGCAGGACCCGGAGACCAAGAAGGCUUUCGACACCGAGAUGCAAUCUUUCUUCUACCUCUUCACCCGUUAUCUCUCGGAACGUGCUCGUCGCCAGGAUCUCGACUGGGACCGCAUCAAGUCGCCCUCCGAUGACAAGAUCGUCCCCUACACCAAGCUUCCUCAGGGUUCGCCCCAGAACCUGAACAAGCUCGCGGUGCUGAAGGUGAACGGUGGUCUUGGAACGUCGAUGGGCAUGACCGGCGCAAAGUCCGCGCUUGAGGUCAAGGACGACAUGACCUUCCUUGACCUGACCGUGCGCCAGAUUGAGCACCUGAACACCACCCACCGCGUCGACGUCCCUCUCAUUCUCAUGACGUCAUUCAACACGCACCAAGAUACGCUUCGCAUCAUCAAGAAGUACGCGAACCAGCAACUGCGCAUCACCACCUUCAACCAGUCUCGCUACCCGCGUAUCUUCAAGGAGACUCUCCUCCCUUGCCCACACACCGCAGACGAUGACAAGAAGCACUGGUACCCCCCUGGCCAUGGUGACUUGUACAACGCGCUCCUGCACUCUGGCGUGCUUGACCAACUUCUCGCGGAGGGCAAGGAGUACCUCUUCGUGUCCAACUCCGAUAACUUGGGUGCAGUUGUCGACCACCAGAUUCUCCAACACAUGAUCGACACACAGGCGGAGUUCAUCAUGGAGGUUACGGAUAAGACGAAGGCGGAUAUCAAGGGUGGUACUCUCAUCGACUAUGAGGGAACCAUUCGUCUGCUCGAGGUCGCUCAGGUGCCCAACGAGCACAUUGAAGACUUCAAGUCGGUACGCAAGUUCAAGAUUUUCAACACCAACAACUUGUGGAUCAACCUCAAGGCCCUUAGGCGCGUCAUGGAGACUGAGGGCAUGGAGCUUGACAUCAUCGUCAACCCUAAGACGACCGACGACGGCCAGGCCGUUGUUCAGCUCGAGACCGCCGCCGGUGACGCCAUCAAGCACUUCAACAACGCGCACGGUGUCAACGUCCCCCGUAGUCGCUUCCUGCCUGUGAAGAGCUGUUCGGACCUGCUCCUCAUCAAGUCCGACAUCUACUCGCUUGAGCACGGUCAGCUCAUUAUCAACCCUCAGCGCAUGUUCGAGACCACCCCUGUCAUCAAGCUCGGCGAUCACUUCAAGAAGAUUGCUCAGUUCCAGAAGCGCUUCAAGAAAAUCCCCAAGAUCAUCGAGCUCGACCACCUGACUGUCACGGGCGAUGUCUACUUCGGUCGCAACGUUACGCUCCGCGGCACCGUCAUCGUGGUGGCGAAUGAGGGUCAGCGUAUCGACAUUCCGGACGGCUGUGUGCUUGAGAACCGUCUCCUGUCCGGUAACCUCAACAUGACCGAACUUUGA